UUCUUCUCCUCCUCCACUUUUUCUCAGAUCUGUUUCUGAGAUUCUUCGAUUGCAUCUCAAAAAAUCUCAGCUAUGGCUACCUCCUCCGCCUGGAAGCUCGAUGACCAUCCCAAGCUCCCCAAGGGCAAAACCAUAGCCCUUAUCGUUUUAGAUGGUUGGGGUGAAUCUGCUCCUGAUCAGUACAACUGUAUCCACAACGCUCCUACUCCAGCCAUGGAUUCUCUUAAACAAGGAGCUCCUGAUACUUGGACGUUGAUCAAAGCUCACGGUACUGCUGUUGGACUUCCCAGUGAAGAUGAUAUGGGAAACAGUGAGGUUGGUCAUAAUGCUCUUGGUGCUGGUCGUAUCUUCGCUCAAGGUGCUAAGCUUUGUGACCUAGCUCUUGCUUCCGGCAAAAUCUUUGAAGGUGAAGGUUUCAAAUACGUUUCUGAAUCUUUCGACACACAUACUUUGCAUCUCGUUGGACUUCUCAGUGACGGUGGAGUUCACUCUCGUCUCGAUCAGCUACAGUUGUUGAUUAAGGGAUCUGCCGAGCGUGGUGCCAAGAGAAUCCGUGUUCAUAUUCUUACUGAUGGUCGUGAUGUUUUGGACGGUUCUAGUGUCGGAUUUGUGGAAACUCUUGAAGCCGAUCUCUCUAAGUUACGUGAGAAUGGUGUUGAUGCUCAGAUUGCAUCAGGUGGAGGACGUAUGUAUGUGACUUUGGAUCGGUAUGAGAAUGAUUGGGAAGUUGUUAAAAGAGGUUGGGAUGCUCAAGUUCUUGGAGAAGCUCCUCACAAAUUCAAAAACGCUGUUGAAGCUGUGAAGACACUGAGGAAAGAACCGGGUGCAAAUGACCAGUAUUUGCCUCCGUUUGUGAUUGUUGAUGAUUCAGGCAAAGCAGUUGGUCCCAUUGUGGACGGCGAUGCUGUUGUCACUUUCAACUUCAGGGCUGACCGUAUGGUUAUGCAUGCUAAGGCACUUGAAUAUGAAGACUUUGACAAAUUUGAUCGUGUGAGGUUCCCAAAGAUACGUUAUGCUGGUAUGCUUCAGUAUGAUGGGGAGCUUAAGCUACCUAGCCGUUACCUUGUUUCUCCCCCGGAGAUUGAUAGAACCUCUGGUGAAUAUUUGGCUCACAAUGGCGUCAGCACUUUUGCUUGCAGUGAGACUGUCAAGUUUGGGCAUGUCACCUUCUUCUGGAAUGGAAACCGAUCUGGAUAUUUCAACGAAAAAUUGGAGGAGUAUGUUGAAAUCCCAAGUGACAGUGGAAUAUCAUUCAAUGUCCAACCAAAGAUGAAAGCUCUAGAAAUUGGUGAGAAGGCGAGGGAUGCAAUCCUUAGUGGCAAGUUUGAUCAGGUGCGAGUUAACAUUCCAAAUGGAGAUAUGGUGGGUCAUACAGGUGAUAUUGAGGCCACAGUUGUUGCAUGCGAGGCUGCUGAUCUUGCUGUGAAGAUGAUUUUUGAUGCAAUCGAACAAGUGAAAGGCAUUUAUGUUGUGACUGCUGAUCACGGAAACGCAGAGGACAUGGUGAAGAGGGAUAAAUCUGGGAAGCCUGCUUUGGAUAAGGAAGGGAAGCUUCAGAUUCUAACCUCUCACACACUCAAGCCAGUGCCAAUUGCCAUUGGAGGUCCUGGCUUGUCUCAAGGAGUGAGAUUCCGUAAAGAUCUGGAGACACCAGGGCUUGCGAAUGUAGCUGCAACAAUUAUGAAUCUCCAUGGAUUUGUGGCUCCUGAUGACUAUGAGCCCACCCUAAUUGAAGUAGUGGAGUAGAAGAAUCGACAGCCCCAUCAGUUUUGAAGAGGGCUGAAACUCUCUAGUUUUCUUUCGUUGUUUUCUAAUAAUAAGAGUAUUACACAGACUACUUGUAUUUUUUAUUUUGGCUUUUAGCCAAAAACGUUAAUUUCACUUUACAUGAUAUUCAA
Messenger RNA from Capsella rubella, 1898 nucleotides. Its product is annotated as 2,3-bisphosphoglycerate-independent phosphoglycerate mutase 1. Gene Ontology annotation, biological process: glucose catabolic process. Gene Ontology annotation, cellular component: cytoplasm. Lineage: Eukaryota; Viridiplantae; Streptophyta; Magnoliopsida; Brassicales; Brassicaceae. The record is from RefSeq and is a predicted model, not a curated record. The transcript has 7 exons. Gene Ontology annotation, molecular function: manganese ion binding. Bases 73 to 1746 code for a protein of 557 amino acids.